UGAGUGAAGCUAUGGGUAUGGGCCAGAUCAACUGGCUACUCUCGUCUCCUAAGUCUUUGAUGUCUUAGACGGACUGUCAUAUCAGAUGGUGAUUCGAUCACAAUUAAGCCAUGCGUAAAGCAACGCUUGCAUUUGCUGUGUCCUUCCGGCGCUUGCUCGUGAGAUGGACCCAUUCUUCCUUCAGCACAGUCAAGAGUGUCCCUGAAAGGCCGGGAGACCUCACGUUGAAGGACUUUAUUAAGGGCUCAUUGGCCGCAACGAAAGAUGCUUCAGGGUCUCGAUUCACCAAUUCAGAUGGAAUUUCUUAUUUACCUCGGCACCUAAUGGAUGGGAGAGGCCGGAAAGUCUUCUUCAAGGUUUACGGCUGCCAGAUGAAUGUUAACGACACGGAGAUUGCAUGGUCCAUCCUCAAGGACCAUGGAUAUGAACGUACAACACAGGAAGCAGAUGCAGAUGUGGUCCUCCUUGUCACAUGCAGUAUUAGGGAAGGUGCUGAACAAAAGAUUCGUAGCUGCUUGGUUCAUCUGCAGGCCCUGAAGGAACGGAAGAGGGCUAAUCGUCAGCCCUUCACCGUUGGUGUUUUGGGCUGCAUGGCAGAAAGGUUGAAGCAUCACCUGAUUGAGGAGGAAAAAAUGGUGGAUGUAGUCUGUGGUCCAGAUGCAUAUCGUGACCUCCCUCGCCUACUUGUCUUGGGUGAGAGUACAGAAGUGGCUGUGAACGUCCUUCUUUCCCUCGAGGAAACCUAUGCUGAUGUGACUCCUGUCCGCCUCAAUCCUAACUCCAUCUCAGCUUUUGUGACUGUGAUGCGGGGUUGUGAUAACAUGUGCAGCUACUGCAUUGUCCCAUUCACACGAGGAAGGGAAAGAUCACGUCCUGCCAUGUCAAUUGUGGAAGAAGUACAACGCCUUGUCAAUGAUGGGGUCAAGGAGGUCACACUUCUUGGUCAGAAUGUGAACAGCUACUGUGACACAAGUAAACCCAGAUCAAAAGAAGAAACGCAGAUGUCUCAUGGGUUCUCUGCAUUUUACAAGCCCAAGAGAGGAGGGAUCAGAUUUGCAGAACUCCUGGAACGUGUGGCAAGGGUAGAUGCAGAGCUGCGUGUUCGCUUCACAUCACCUCAUCCCAAAGACUUCCCUGAUGAAGUUCUGGAUGUGAUACGGUCAUAUCCAAACAUUUGCAAGAGCCUGCAUAUACCAGCACAGAGUGGGAGCACAGGUGUCUUGGAGCGUAUGCGCCGUGGCUACAGCCGUGAGGCCUAUCUUGAUCUGAUCUCCCAUGUCAGAACUCUGCUCCCUGGUGUUGCCCUCUCUUCAGACUUCAUCUGUGGAUUUUGUGGAGAAACAGAGGAGGAGUUCCAGGACACAGUAUCUCUCAUACAAAGUGUCAGGUACAACACAGCCUUCCUGUUCCCGUUCAGCAUGCGGCAGAAGACACGGGCAUAUCACCGCAUGCAAGAUGAUGUGCCUGAGGUGGUAAAGAAAGCUCGGUUGGAGAAGAUGGUGGCUGUGUUUCGGCAGGGGGCUCUUGAAUUGCACCAGGAACUUAUUGGGUCCUUGCAACUCGUUCUUGUUGAAGGGGUGAGCAAAAGGAGCAUAGAUUGCCUGGCAGGUCGAAGCGAUGGAAACACCAGAGUUGUCUUCCCUCAGAUGGUAGUUCCAGUUGAUGGUACCAGUAUCUGCCAAACAAUGAAGCCUGGUGACUAUGUUGCCAUUAAGGCAUGUUCCAUUAUCUUCCUUUUGACUAUUGGUGAAUUGAUUCCAAAGUGAAAUUUUAUCAUUUUGUUCCAGGUAACUGAUGCCUCUUCACAAGUGCUAAAAGGCCUGCCACUGCACAUUACUAGCCUUAGCAAGUUCCAUAGGGAAGACAAAGAAUCAAUUCUAUUGGAAUGAACAUUCUCUUGUGUUGUUAUAUUGGUGAAGUAC
Darwinula stevensoni is the source of this 1922-nucleotide messenger RNA. The record is from the annotation of a GenBank genome assembly. Lineage: Eukaryota; Metazoa; Arthropoda; Ostracoda; Podocopida; Darwinulidae.